CUUUUUUCUCAUUCGUUAAAGAUGUCUUCUGCUGUUGUUAUGGGUUUUGUUGUUGCCGGCGCAGCAACUGCUGGUCGUCUCGGCAUUAGAGCAUUUCAAGAAUAUCAAAAGUUACCAAAGAAACCAAGAAUGUCCAAGUUUUAUAAAGGCGGAUUCGAUGCCAAGAUGAACAAGAGAGAGGCUGUUUUGAUCCUCGGUCUUAGAGAAUCGCAAGCUACUAAGCAAAAAGUAAAAGAAGCACACAGACGUAUUAUGUUACUUAAUCACCCUGACCGUGGAGGAUCACCCUUUUUAGCUUUAAAGAUCAACGAAGCAAAGGAUUUUUUGGAUAGCAAAGUGAAGAAAUAAGAUCAACUCAACUAUACAGCCACACGAAAUCAAAAAGAAUUGUAUGCUUUUCAUCCUUGAACGAGUCCCCCUAAAGUAGAAUAGAUUAACAGUAUAAACCAUGUAGAAUAAAAGCUUAGGUUGCUCAUUUAACAAAAAAAAAGAAGAAAAGAAAGGACUGAUAUUUGAUGUAGCCACUAUUUGCAUCAAUCACAGUCUAGUAUGGGUCGGUCAUAUUGUCGAUCAAACAUGUAGUGGUAUGAAUAUAAUGAGAAGAUAGUAUAGCGCAAACAAAAACAAGCAAGCAGCCCAUUCCUUAAUGAUUGUUAC
Gilbertella persicaria is the source of this 657-nucleotide messenger RNA. RefSeq lists its product as uncharacterized. The transcript has 3 exons. Gene Ontology annotation, cellular component: PAM complex, Tim23 associated import motor. NCBI's taxonomy places the organism in Eukaryota, Fungi, Mucoromycota, Mucoromycetes, Mucorales, Choanephoraceae. The record is from RefSeq and is a predicted model, not a curated record. The coding region runs from base 22 to 348 and encodes 108 amino acids. Gene Ontology annotation, molecular function: ATPase activator activity. Gene Ontology annotation, biological process: protein import into mitochondrial matrix.